Messenger RNA from Octopus bimaculoides (California two-spot octopus), 2176 nucleotides. RefSeq names its product transmembrane protein 47. Gene Ontology annotation, cellular component: cell-cell junction; membrane. Lineage: Eukaryota; Metazoa; Mollusca; Cephalopoda; Octopoda; Octopodidae. The record is from RefSeq and is a predicted model, not a curated record. Gene Ontology annotation, biological process: cell-cell adhesion.
AGAGAGAGAGAGAGAGAGCGUGUGUGUGUGACGGAGUAUAUGUGCCUGUAUUUGUAUGUAUGUACAAAUAGACAGACAGACAGACGAAGAAAGGGAGACUGAAAGAGGCACACGGAGAGAGAAAAGUGAGAAAAUUGACAGAUAUGAAAGGGAUAAUUACAUAAACGGAAAAAAAAAGAAGAAAAGAACACAUAUGAAAGAAGCAAAGUGUAAUACGAAACAAAACAGAAUUAAGAGAACUAAUUUACAGUGAGAAAGAAAAGAUGGGAGUAGUGAGGCAGAGUGUGUUGAUGAGGAGAAUUAUGAUGGCGAUUACGGCGGUGAUGGUACGUCAUGGUGGUGGUGGUGUUGGUGGUUGGUAGUGACGGUAAUUGGAGUGUUGUCUGAGGUGGCAGUGAGCGAAAGGGGGAGAGAGAGAGAGAGGGGGGAGAGAGCUGUUGUUGUUGUUGUUGUUGUUGUUGGUGGUGGUGGUGGUGUUUUGAUGCUUGCCAAACUAGAUGGCAACUGAAGACAGAAGGGGGAUCUCGAGAAGGAAAAAAGCGAAAAGUUUACACUCGAACUAUAAGUAAACCAUACUGCUUGGGACAAUAAACAAACAAACACGCAAAAAACCCCCCAAAAAACAAAACAAAAACACCAAAAAAAAAACAACAAAAAACACCAAAAAAACGCGUAUGAUAUAAAUAAUAUAAAUACACACACGCACACAUACAUAUAUACAUACAUUCAUAAAUAUACACACACAUAUAUAUUCAUAUAUAUAUAAAUAAAUAUAUAUAUAUAUAUAUAUAUAGAUAUAUAUAUUCGUUUAUAUAUUUCUAAACACUCAUAUUUACAUAUUUAUAUAUGUAUAUAUAUACACAUAAUAUAAAAUACUCACUCCUUUAGGAUAUCUACCUGCCUCUAAUCAUAUAUUCUAAAGGAUGGCACCUACAGCAACAAUUGAAACGGUUACCAUAGUGCGACCAUUAAAGGUCAUUUCUGUACUAUGUGGAAUAAUUGCAGCCUUACUUCUCCUGUUUUCCAUUUCUACCACAACAUGGCUUGUGAACACUACAGAACGAAGAGGAUUAUGGGAGAAAUGUAUAGUUUACUCUAUGGAAUCUGUAGAGUGCACAAAAAAUGAAACAGCACCCUGGAGAUCGGCUUGUGCUGCUAUGUGCAUCUUGUCAUUAUUGAUAUGUCUUCUUGCAACAUUUGCUGCUAUUAUUGGUCUGAAUACGAAAAAUUGCAAGUUGAAAUAUCUCAUGUACAGUGUUGCAAGGGGCAUCAUGCUUCUAGCAAUUAUCUGUGGAUGUAUCGGACUCAUUACUUUUCCUAUAAAAUUCCGUAGUGAGCUUCCCGAAGAUGACGAUGUCCCAUGGGAAUUUGGUUGGGCAUAUGGUGUUGGCUGGGGUGCUGUUAUAUUCAUGACUGGUGCCUGCAUUCUGCUGCUUCUGGACAAAGAAAGUGAAGAGAUAACUUAUCACGAAAAGACAGUGUAUAAUGAAAACGACUAUGAAACUGAAGCAACCACUUGAACAUGAAAUAAGAAAACCAAAAUAAAGAAUAAAUGUCAAUGCUGUUCUCCUAUUUCUACCCUAAACCCUAACCACAAGCCCUGAAAGAUGCUGAGGCCUCAAAUUAUCCUGAAGAGUUCCAAAAUCAAGGGGGCGUAAUAUAAACAAGUAUUUUGGUUGCUGUCGUUUUUUUUUUUUUUUAUUUAAAAGCAAAAAAUUCAUCUAUUUUUUCCUCUCUAUUUUAUUUUUAAUUUAUUUUUAAAUUAUUGAGAAAAUACAAAAACUAAGCGCAAAAAAGAUGAAAAACAGAACAUUACAAAGUUAAAACUUUGUCGGACAAUAGAAUUGAGGGUGAUUGGUAUUCUCACUUGCUAUUCUUUAGAGUAAUUCUUUUGCAAGUGACUAAGGACAAAGAGACAGUUGUAUCUUAACCCAUUCACUUCUUCACAGACUUAACAGGAUUGUUGAAUCCCUCACAUCACCAUAGAAAAAAUUGGUGAAUUAUGAAUUCAUCACCAACGGGAUUUUCAGAUACACUUUAUGAUCAAUCAGCAAAACAAAUAGAGUGACAGCUACACAUAUUUACAUGUAUGCGUAUAUAUUUAUAUAUGUGUGUGAGUAUAAUAUACAUAUAUGUAUGUAUGCAUGUAUGUGUGUGUGUGCAUAUAUAUAUAUAU